CAAGCAGAGCGGGAGGCCGGACCGGGGAGCCAAGCGGCGGCGUUGGCUGCGGGGGCGACGGCGGCGGGGGUGGUAAUGGCGGAGCUGGUGCAGGGGCAGAGCGCUCCUGUGGGGAUGAAGGCCGAGGGCUUCGUGGACGCCCUGCACCGGGUCCGACAGCUGCUGACUCUUAAGUACCAGGCCUGGUGGUUCUCCCUCACCACAAAAGCUCCAGUGCCUCAAAAAGCCCAUCACACAAUUGCUGCUAAAAUUGAUUCAAUUCCUCACUUGAAUAAUUCCACACCUCUAGUGGACCCCUCAGUAUAUGGAUAUGGAGUACAAAAACGGCCCUUGGAUGAUGGAGUAGGUAACCAGUUAGGGGCCUUGGUACAUCAAAGGACAGUAAUAACAGAAGAAUUCAAAGUGCCUGACAAAAUGGUUGGAUUUAUUAUCGGCAGGGGAGGUGAGCAGAUUUCACGGAUUCAAGCAGAAUCUGGUUGCAAAAUUCAGAUUGCUUCAGAGAGUUCUGGGAUUCCAGAGAGGCCCUGUGUACUUACCGGAACCCCAGAAAGUAUUGAACAAGCCAAACGGCUCCUGGGACAGAUUGUGGACCGCUGUCGAAAUGGACCUGGCUUUCAUAAUGACAUAGACAGCAACAGCACAAUCCAGGAGAUUCUCAUUCCCGCAUCUAAAGUGGGUCUGGUCAUCGGCAGAGGAGGGGAAACAAUCAAGCAGUUGCAGGAGCGGACAGGAGUGAAGAUGGUCAUGAUCCAGGAUGGCCCGUUGCCCACGGGAGCAGACAAGCCUCUUCGUAUCACUGGAGAUGCAUUUAAAGUACAGCAAGCAAGAGAAAUGGUACUAGAGAUUAUCCGAGAAAAAGACCAAGCUGACUUUCGGGGUGUACGUGGUGAUUUCAACUCCCGAAUGGGAGGAGGCAGUAUAGAGGUAUCUGUGCCUAGGUUUGCUGUGGGCAUUGUAAUAGGAAGAAACGGGGAAAUGAUCAAAAAGAUCCAGAAUGAUGCUGGUGUGAGGAUUCAGUUUAAACCAGAUGAUGGGAUUAGUCCAGAAAGAGCUGCCCAGGUCAUGGGCCCUCCGGAUCGGUGUCAGCACGCAGCGCACAUCAUCAGCGAGCUGAUUCUUACAGCCCAGGAAAGAGACGGCUUUGGAGGCCUGGCAGCAGCCAGAGGAAGAGGUCGUGGCCGUGGCGACUGGAGCGUGGGAGCCCCUGGUGGCGUCCAGGAGAUAACAUACACGGUGCCAGCCGAUAAGUGUGGCCUUGUCAUAGGCAAAGGGGGUGAGAACAUCAAAAGCAUCAACCAGCAGUCAGGGGCGCACGUGGAGCUUCAGAGGAACCCCCCUCCCAACAGCGACCCCAACCUGCGGAGAUUCACCAUCAGGGGGGUUCCCCAGCAGAUCGAGGUGGCCAGGCAGCUCAUAGAUGAGAAAGUUGGCGGGACCAAUCUCGGAGCACCUGGAGCCUUCGGACAGAGUCCCUUCAGCCAGCCACCUGCCCCACCUCAUCAAAAUACCUUUCCUCCGAGGAGCUCCGGGUGCUUCCCAAACAUGGCUGCCAAGGUGAACGGGAACCCCCACAGCACCCCCGUGAGUGGUCCUCCGGCCUUUCUGACCCAGGGCUGGGGCAGCACCUACCAGGCGUGGCAGCAGCCCACACAGCAGGUCCCAAGCCAGCAGAGCCAGCCGCAGAGCAGCCAGCCCAACUACAGCAAGGCCUGGGAAGACUAUUACAAAAAACAGAGUCACGCCGCCAGUGCUGCUCCUCAGACCAGCUCCCCACCGGACUACACAAUGGCCUGGGCAGAAUAUUACAGACAGCAGGUCGCUUUCUACGGACAGACGUUAGGGCAGGCACAGGCCCACAGCCAGGAGCAGUAGGACAGUGUCCUCGUGGCCAACUUUCCCUCAAAAUCAUUGUCAAAGAAAACCUGUUUGUAACAGAGGUUUUUACAUUUGCAAACCUUUUGAUGAAGAACCAUUGUUUUGUUCUGUGAAACACUAUAUUUAGAUUAACGGAAUUUUUCUAAAAAUCAGGAAAAUUAGUUACUAAAAAUUGCUGAUCAUUUUUGUUUCAUUAUUUUCGUUAUUUCAAAUGUAUAAGCUCUGGGGUUCUUCUUGGAGCAAUACCUACAAAGUCAGGCGCCGGAACGGGCCUCAGAGCUGCGACAUUUCAACACGAUGGUUUCGGGUUUGUUUGGUUUUGUUUUGUGUCCUUUUUAUUUGCAGUUUUUUCUGUUGCAACAGAAAGUGGCUUGGAAGUCUUAGGUGGUCUGUAACAAAUUCUUUUUAAAAAUUUUAAAGCAGUAUUUAAGUAUUCUUAAAUGUGUAAAUUCAUUUAAUGUUUUACUUCUAAUUUGUUGUAUCUUGGCUGUCUGGUUUUAUUGCAUUUUUUAAAAACUGAACUAUUAUGUAUUGUAAUGAGUGAUGUGAAUUCUGAAUUGAGACAGAUAAUUGUAUUGCUGUCCAACAGGGGUUGGGAGGGGCAUUUUGUAGGGUUUGUAUAAUUUCUAGAGUUCUAAAGGGGUAAUAUAAAAAUGUGUUCGUGUGUUUAGCAUACGUUUGUUUCAUGUCUCCAUUACCAGUCGCAACUGUGUUAUCUAAGACCUCCAAGCUUGUUUUUAAAACAAAACAAAAAACCUUUCUCUAUUCUCUCAGAAAUAUAAAUACUGUUAUUUUUAAUAUUAAGAAAUUCAGUAUAACUUUUAACACACACUGUGGAACAUUAAACCGUAUAAAAAUGUAGUUAUAACUAUUUUUAAUUCCAAGGUGUUGUUUGCUCUUUUCUUUUAAAUAUUUUCGUAAUAUUUUGUCAGAUUAACUAGAUGAAUAAAUUAGUAUUAACCGCAUUAUGAAUUAAAUAAUUUUGAUUUAAUAAAAGGGAUAAUAUGAUUUCCAGUGUUUACUGUAGUGUAUCUUGUACAGAUAACAUGUAUUUUUAAAGGAAAAAAAACGGAAUUGAAGCUAUUUUUUCUUGCAUUUCUAAUGACCUGAGGGACAUUCCGUUUGAAAUGUACUGAAGUUACAGUUUCUGGUUUUUCUCCUUAUUUUUCUUAUAAUGCUUGAAAUGUCUAACUAUUAAAAAAGACAAUUGGAAAAUGUUAUGCAUGUGGUUUUUAAGAAAAAAAGUGUUCUUUUUAUUUGACUGACAAUUCAUUUUACACUCUAUAUAAUAAAAUUUCCACAAGACAUCUUGUGGGCAAAGUC
Messenger RNA from Rhinopithecus roxellana (golden snub-nosed monkey), 3198 nucleotides. RefSeq names its product far upstream element binding protein 3 (gene FUBP3). The transcript is spliced from 20 exons. The coding region runs from base 76 to 1872 and encodes 598 amino acids. The record is from RefSeq and is a predicted model, not a curated record. Gene Ontology annotation, biological process: regulation of gene expression. Gene Ontology annotation, cellular component: nucleus; cytoplasm. Gene Ontology annotation, molecular function: mRNA binding. Lineage: Eukaryota; Metazoa; Chordata; Mammalia; Primates; Cercopithecidae.